CCGCCCGGCUAUGUUGUCGACUUCGACCACCCCCAGCGCAAGGGCGAUGAGACGGGCUAUAUCGUUUUUAUUAUUGGCGCCAUCAUUGCCCUCUUGAUGCUGAGCAUGAGACUAUAUGUCAAGUUUGGCAUGGGCAGGAAGUUCGCGGUUGAAGAUGUUUGUAUGAUUCUAUCAUGGAUAUUUGGCCUUGCAUGUCAAGGGUUGUUGCUACAUAUGUGGAUAAAUCGGAUCAUGGGCGUGCACGCCUGGGAAAUUCCGGCAGACAGAUACAACCUAUACAACCUGCUCAUCAUGUGCGCUUCAGUGCUAUAUGCGGCGUGCCUCGGCUCCGCCAAAUUCUCUCUGCUUCUGUUUUAUCGCCGGCUGGGUGACCCGAUAACAUGGUUUCGAUGGGCCAUUCACAUCGUCAUGUUCAUCGUCGUGGGGUACACGCUGGGUAUUAUUUUCUCCCUCAUCUUCCCAUGCCAUCCCGUCGAGAGCAACUGGGACGUCAAUGUUAUCGGAAAUUGUGGCAACAAGACAGCCAUCUACAUUGCCACGGCCGCUCUCAACAUUAUCACGGAUAUCACCAUUCUGACGCUCCCGAUCCCUGUGGUGGCUGCACUGCAGAUGUCGUCUCUCCAAAGGGUCGGAGUUAUCUGCAUCUUCGCAGUCGGCUCAAUGACGUGCGUAACGAGUAUCAUACGACUUGUCGUGAUCCUGCCAAUGUUCACAGAUUUGGACCAAACCUGGGCAGUGUCAAUACCGUGCGUCUGGAUUGUCGUCGAGGCUAAUCUCGUCGUAAUAUGCGGCUGUCUGCCCGUUGCGCAGCGAUUUAUCCGCCAUGUCGCCGGCCGACACUUGAGCAACAGC
This is a messenger RNA of Aplosporella prunicola CBS 121167, 852 nucleotides long. RefSeq lists its product as uncharacterized. NCBI's taxonomy places the organism in Eukaryota, Fungi, Ascomycota, Dothideomycetes, Botryosphaeriales, Aplosporellaceae. The record is from RefSeq and is a predicted model, not a curated record. The transcript has 7 exons. The annotation marks the transcript as partial.